Molecule: messenger RNA, 2913 nt
Organism: Cryptotermes secundus
Lineage: Eukaryota; Metazoa; Arthropoda; Insecta; Blattodea; Kalotermitidae
Gene: Hsc70-5
Product: heat shock 70 kDa protein cognate 5
Exons: 14
Coding region: 106-2196 (696 amino acids)
Biological process (GO): protein refolding; cellular response to unfolded protein
Cellular component (GO): cytoplasm; mitochondrion
Molecular function (GO): misfolded protein binding; ATP hydrolysis activity; ATP-dependent protein folding chaperone
Source: RefSeq, a predicted model, not a curated record
UGUAUGUGCGCAGAAGGUAUUGCCUUUGGAGUUGCAUCAGAAUACACGUGAACGAAGUUAAAUUUAUCUUGUGAAAUAACAAAGCGAAAGUAUUCGAAAUUUAAAAUGUUGUUAGCCGGUAGGAUUAUUGGUAAAAAAGCAUUCGACUGUACAAGUUUUACAUUUAAUUUAUCUGGUAAACAAGAAUUCAGCACUUUACUUAAGAAGACAACUUCCCCAGCCUGCUCUGUGAACCAGCAUAAUGACAUACAAACAAGGCACAAGUCUGAAGGUGUCAAGGGAGCUGUUAUCGGAAUUGACCUUGGUACAACCAAUUCUUGUGUAGCGGUGAUGGAAGGAAAACAGGCCAAAGUAAUAGAAAAUGCCGAAGGAUCGAGGACAACACCAUCAGUAGUUGCAUUUUUGAAAGAUGGAGAGAGGCUUGUUGGAAUGCCAGCAAAACGCCAGGCAGUUACAAAUUCUGCAAACACAUUCUAUGCAACAAAAAGAUUGAUAGGAAGAAGGUUCAAUGAUCCAGAAGUAAAAAAGGACAUGAAAACUUUGUCAUACAAGAUAGUCCAAGCGUCAAAUGGAGAUGCGUGGGUAGAAAGUACAGAUAAGAAGAUAUAUUCACCUAGUCAGAUUGGUGCUUUUGUACUGAUGAAAAUGAAGGAAACAGCCGAAGCAUACCUAAGUACACCCGUAAAAAAUGCUGUAAUUACUGUUCCAGCAUACUUCAAUGACUCCCAGAGACAGGCUACGAAAGAUGCAGGUCAGAUUGCAGGACUUAAUGUUUUGCGUGUGAUUAAUGAACCUACUGCUGCAGCUUUAGCCUACGGCAUGGAUAAAACAGAAGAUAAAGUUAUUGCUGUUUAUGACCUUGGUGGAGGCACAUUUGAUAUUUCAAUUUUAGAAAUUCAGAAAGGAGUGUUUGAGGUCAAGUCAACGAAUGGAGAUACAUUCCUUGGGGGUGAAGAUUUCGAUAAUACUUUGGUUAACUUCCUUGUUGCUGAAUUUAAGAAAGAACAAGGUAUUGAUGUAACCAAAGAUCCAAUGGCUAUGCAACGUUUGAAGGAAGCUGCCGAGAAGGCCAAAAUUGAACUUUCAUCUUCACUUCAGACGGACAUCAAUUUGCCAUACCUUACAAUGGACUCUUCUGGACCAAAACAUAUGAAUCUUAAACUUACUCGCUCCAGGUUUGAAAACUUGGUUGGUGAACUGAUCAAAAAGACAGUAGCUCCAUGUCAGAAAGCACUCUCAGAUGCUGAAGUUAGCAAGUCUGAUAUUGGGGAAGUUCUGCUUGUUGGAGGAAUGACCAGGAUGCCCAGAGUCCAGUCGACUGUCCAAGAAAUCUUUGGCCGUCAGCCUAGUAGAUCAGUAAAUCCUGAUGAGGCUGUGGCUGUUGGGGCAGCAGUUCAGGGAGGUGUUCUGGCAGGUGAUGUCACAGACGUGUUGUUGCUAGAUGUUACUCCACUAUCUCUGGGUAUUGAAACACUGGGAGGCGUGUUCACAAGACUUAUCUCGAGGAACACCACAAUACCUACAAAGAAAAGUCAGGUCUUCUCUACAGCUGCUGAUGGACAGACACAAGUGGAAAUCAAGGUGCAUCAGGGUGAACGUGAGAUGGCUAGUGACAAUAAACUUCUAGGACAGUUUACAUUGGUGGGAAUUCCCCCUGCACCAAGGGGUGUACCUCAGAUUGAAGUGACAUUUGAUAUUGAUGCUAAUGGAAUUGUUCAUGUUUCUGCUCGGGACAAGGGUACAGGGAAGGAACAGCAAAUUGUGAUUCAGUCUUCUGGUGGUUUGAGCAAGGAUGACAUUGAAAACAUGGUGCGAAAUGCAGAAACAUAUGCGGCUCAGGAUAAGGUAAAGAAGGAACGCGUGGAGGCAAUAAAUCAGGCUGAAGGUAUCAUCCAUGAUACAGAAUCAAAGAUGAAUGAAUUCAAAGAUCAGCUUCCCCAAGAAGAGUGUGACAAAUUACGAGAACAGAUAGCACAGGUGCGGGAUGUUGUGUCCAAGAAGGAUGAGACAAGCCCCGAAGAAAUCCGCAAGUUGACGAGUUCAUUACAGCAGGCAUCACUGAAGUUGUUUGAGAUGGCAUACAAAAAGAUGGCAGCUGAACGAGAUAGCAGUUCAGGAAGUAGCAGUGAUUCUACAAGUCAGCAAGGUCAGGCGCAUGAAGAGAAACAAGAACAGAAAAAGGAAGAGAAGAACUGAGGGAUUGGUUUGUAGUGUGCAAAUGUGUGAAUGUUUAUGGGUAAGUGCUGUAAUGCGCCACAAGGAUACAAAACAGUUACACUUUUUGAGACUAUAUUGAAGGUUUCCGAUUGUAAUUGUGCAACUGUUCAGUGGCAGAAGUUCACUCUUUUUCAUGAUUGACUUCAAGUGCUGUUUGCAGGUAUCUUAUUGUUCUGAGAACAAAAUUGGCAGCAGUUGCAGGCUGUUAUAUCAUGAAAAGAAAUUGCAUUCAUAAUUUAAUAGUUUUCCUAAAUUUGUUUUGUGUUAACCAUAAUGAGCUGUAAAUGUCUGAAAGCCUAAAGGAGUCUCCCAAUUACAAAUACAGUCAUAGACGUUUUCAUUGUUUUGAGAUAAUCGAAGCAGAUGCAUUAUUGCAGCAUGUACAAAGUUGGAAUGGUAUAUUGUCAUUUCACUUAGAAUGAAUUGGAUGAAUGAAUGUUGUUAUGCAAGGCAGAAUGUAUAAUCUGUUGUGAUUAUAAAUAUAUGGAUGAGAAUUGGUAUUCUGAUGAUAUAGUGAGCUGCUCUUAGAGUCAUCAGUUAUUGUAGUAACAAGCUAUCUUGAAUAUCCUGACUUUGUUACUUGUUUGGUUAAAAAUGACCUGAUGAUAAUCUCCUUUGUCUCUGUUUUACUUUAUGUUAUGUAAUAUUUCUAGAUAAUUAAAAAAAAGUAAAUAAAAAAUUAACAGUUUAUUGAAA